Molecule: messenger RNA, 2436 nt
Organism: Abrus precatorius (Indian licorice)
Lineage: Eukaryota; Viridiplantae; Streptophyta; Magnoliopsida; Fabales; Fabaceae
Product: acid beta-fructofuranosidase-like
Exons: 7
Coding region: 142-2265 (707 amino acids)
Biological process (GO): carbohydrate metabolic process
Molecular function (GO): beta-fructofuranosidase activity
Source: RefSeq, a predicted model, not a curated record
UGUAGGGGACAGUAACCCCAAUUAUUCAUGUGAGGCCUCACUCCAAAGGGGUCCCAACUCAUCCACCUCAUCCAAACCAUUCAUGUUUCAUGUGAGGACGUCCCUAACUCCUUCUCCAGACACUGCUAUCCUCUGUUAUAAAUGUACCAAUGUGUGCCCAAACACAUGUCACAUUGUCCCAUUCACUUCACAGCUUUUACCCCACACUGUUUUCUCACUUCACAGCUCUACCUCUGUUCUGCCAAGUCACACAUCGUUUCGUUUUUCAUCAUGGCAAGCCACAUGCCAUUGUUACCCUUACCCACUUCUUCUGAUGACUCUUCUCACCGUCGCAAACACCGCAAGGAUCUGCUUUUCAUCGUUUGCGCCUUCAUUUUGCUUUUGUCCAUCGUCGCCUUCUGUGGCUACAGGGCCUCCAACGUGCCUCCUCAUGCUGACGUGGCAUCGUCGACGACAACUAAUGACCCCACAGCGGUGCCUUCCUCGAAAUGGUACCCGGUUUCGCGUGGGGUUUCUUCUGGGGUGUCGGAGAAGUCGUCCAGUAUGUUAUUCGGCGUUGAAGAUGGACCCUCUGAAGCUUUUCCUUGGGACAAUAGCAUGUUGUCGUGGCAGAGAACUGCUUUUCAUUUUCAGCCAGAGAAGAACUGGAUGAACGAUCCCAAUGGUCCUAUGUACUACAAGGGAUGGUAUCACUUUUUCUACCAGUACAAUCCAAACGGUGCAGUUUGGGGUGACAUAGUUUGGGGACACGCGGUGUCAAGGGACAUGAUCCAUUGGCUUCACCUUCCACUGGCAAUGGUAGCAGAUCAAUGGUAUGAUGUGCAAGGUGUGUGGACAGGUUCUGCCACCAUCUUACCCGAUGGUCAAAUCAUCAUGUUAUACACUGGUUCCACCAACGAGUCGGUGCAAGUUCAGAACCUUGCAUAUCCAGCAGACCCUUCUGACCCGCUUCUUGUGGAUUGGAUCAAACACCCCGGAAACCCGGUUCUCUUCCCACCACCUGGCAUCGGUGCCAAGGACUUUCGUGACCCAACAACCGCUUGGUUAACCUCUGAAGGGAAGUGGCGCAUCACCAUAGGGUCUAAGCUUAACAAAACUGGCAUUGCCUUGGUUUAUGACACUGAGGACUUCAAGACCUACCAGCUUAAGAAAGGGUUGCUUCGUGCUGUCCCAGGCACUGGCAUGUGGGAGUGUGUGGACUUCUUCCCUGUGUCAAAGAAGGCUGAAAAUGGCUUGGAUACUUCUGUUAAUGGUGCUCAGGUGAAGCAUGUUAUGAAAGUUAGCCUCGAUGAUGAUAGACAUGAUUACUAUUCAAUUGGGAGUUACGAUGAAAAGAAGGCUUCGUUCAUACCGGAUGACGCUAAGAAUGAUGUUGGUAUUGGACUUAGAUAUGACUAUGGUAUAUUCUAUGCUUCCAAGACAUUUUAUGAUCAGAGUAAGCAAAGGAGAUUGUUGUGGGGUUGGAUUGGAGAGUCUGACAGUGAAUAUGCUGAUGUGGCCAAAGGUUGGGCUUCAGUUCAGAGUAUUCCAAGAACGGUGAAGUUUGAUAAGAAGACAGGCAGCAACUUGCUUCAAUGGCCUGUUGCUGAGGUGGAGAGUUUGAGAUUGAGAAGUGAUGAAUUUAACAAUUUGAAGGCUAAGCCAGGUUCAGUGGUAUCACUAAAUAUAGAAACAGCCACGCAGUUGGACAUUGUUGCUGAGUUUGAAAUAGAUAAGGAGGCCCUGGAGAAAACAGAUCAAUCCAAUGAGGAGUACACGUGCAGCAGCAGUGGGGGAGCUGCAAAACGUGGUGCCUUAGGACCUUUUGGUCUUCUGGUUCUGGCUGAUGAAGGACUUUCUGAAUAUACUCCUGUGUACUUUUAUGUCAUCAGAGGAAGCAAUGGAGAUCUUACGACUUCCUUUUGCUCUGACCAAUCAAGGUCAUCUGUGGCAAAUGAUGUUCAUAAGCAAACCUUUGGAAGCUUUGUCCCAGUACUUAAAGGAGAAAAGUUGUCCUUAAGGAUCCUGGUGGACCAUUCUAUAGUUGAAAGCUUUGCUCAAGGUGGAAGAACGUGUGUGACAUCCCGGGUUUAUCCAACAAAGGCAAUCUAUGGAGCUGCUAGAUUGUUCUUGUUCAACAAUGCUACUGAGGCCACUGUGACAGCCUCACUCAAAGUUUGGCAGAUGAAUUCAGCAUUUAUACGCCCAUUCCACCCUGAUCAGAAGACUUACAAAAUUGACACUCACAAGGGAAUGCAUUUUGGGUCGGAAAUUGGAACCCAAUAACUGUAAUGAUCGUUUUCUCAUCAACCCACCCACAAAGUCCAUUACCUCAUUUUUGUCCAAAUAUUUUUAUGAGAAUCUUAACUGUAAUUUGGUCGCACCCAUAUGUGAUGAUUGACCUUUUACAAGGGAAUCCCUUCAUCAAAGAAAUAUGUUGUCCAACUUCUUCGAUUC